AUGGCCGCCAACGAAAGGGGGCCUGAUAUGACUAGUGGAGAGCAGUACCGGGUCAUUCGCGAGCGCAACGUCAUGGUGCCGAUGCGCGACGGUAUUCGCCUGGCGACGGACAUCUACCGUCCCGAUUCGCCGGGGCGCUUUCCGGCACUGGUGACGCGGGGACCGUACGGCAAGGACGGCUACGCCGACAACCAAGAGCACUCCAUUUGGUUCUUCCCGCAACGCGGCUACGUGGUGGUGAGCCAGGACUGCCGCGCCCGCUUCGACUCCGAAGGCGACAACUACCACCCGCUGUUCCAGGAGGGCCAGGACGGCUACGACACCGUGGAGUGGGCGGCCCGCCAGCCCUGGUGCAACGGCCGGGUCGCAACCACCGGGCAGUCGUACCUGGGGGCGACGCAGUACACCCUCGCCGCCGGCCCGCGACCGCCGCACCUCGCCUGCAUGGCGCCCGUGUCUGCCUCGGCCGACUUCCACCAGAGCUGGGUCUACCACACCGGCGGCGCCAUGGAGUGGGGCUGGAUGGUGCCCUACGCCAUCCACAAAGGUCGCAACACCCUGGUGCGGGCGGGCCGCGAAGACCUGUUGGCGCAGAUGGACGAGUACGUGCUGCCGCCGGACAACUUUGCCCAGCCGCUGACCGACGCGUGGUUCCGCCACCUGCCCCUCCGCGACUGGAUCGAUCGCCUCAAGGAAACAGCACCCUAUCUUCAUGAGUAUUUCGAUCAAGAGAACGACGGGCCGUACUGGUCGCCAAUCAACCUGAUGCGGCAGGCCCACAAGAUCUCCCUGCCCAUGUUCCACUCCCUGCGCGACAAGGCCGCCACAGCCGAGGCGCGGCGGAGCCAGCGGCUCCUCGUGGGGCCGUGGGCGCAUAUCCGGCCUUACACCGCCCCGACCUCAGGCGACACAGGCGACAUCGACUUCGGCCCAGAGGCGCGCAUCGAGCUGCACGAGCACCUGCUGCGCUGGUUCGACUACUGGCUGAAAGAUAUCGAGACCGGCCUGUUGGACGAGCCGCCGGUCAGCAUCUUCGUCAUGGGUGAGAACCGCUGGCGCGCCGAGCAGGAUUGGCCGCUGGCCCGCACCCACUACAGCAAGUGGUACAUGCACUCCGGCGGCUCGGCCAACACCCUCGACGGCGAUGGCGCAUUGUCCACCUCCCCGCCCGGAGAGGAGCCAUACGACGUUUACACCUACGACCCCGCCGACCCGGUGCCGACCCGCGGUGGCUCCACGCUGAUCAUCCCCCAGGGCGUGGCGGACCAGCGGGAGGUGGAGGCACGGGAUGACGUGCUGGUCUACACCUCGGAACCGCUGGAGCGGGACAUGGAACUGACCGGUCCCAUCACCUGCACGCUGUACGCGGCAACCACUGCGGUGGACACCGAUUUCACGGCCAAGCUGGUGGACGUGCGGCCGGACGGCUUCGCCCACAACCUGCAGGACGGCAUCGUGCGGGCGAGGUUCCGUACCUCUGUUGCGGAGCCGUCGCUGCUACGACCUGGGCGCAUCUACAAGUACGAGAUCGACCUCUGGUCAACCAGCCAUGUGCUGUUCGCAGGGCACCGGCUGCGUCUGGAGAUUUCCAGCAGCAACUUCCCACGCUUCGACCGCAACCCGAACACCGGCGCCGCCAUCGGCGUUGACGCGCAGCUGGAAACGGCGUUGCAGACGGUGCUGCACACGGCCGAUUACCCCUCGCACGUCACGCUGCCGGUUAUUCCGCGGUAA
Molecule: messenger RNA, 1734 nt
Organism: Geodia barretti
Lineage: Eukaryota; Metazoa; Porifera; Demospongiae; Tetractinellida; Geodiidae
Source: the annotation of a GenBank genome assembly